AUGAGUGAACUUUUCAAAAAAUAUGAAAACAAUGCACGCAGCAGGAUCGCGAGCGAAACAGAUUGUAGAGGGUUUCCGAUCAUCUGCUUGAUUCGGGCGAUACGACGGGUGAACGCCGUCGUCUAUGUCUCUUGCAGCUGUGAUUGGCUGAAAGUAUUCUGCGCUGUACGCCACCCGAGACACAAGCAGUCGGGGAUUUGCCAGCAACAGGGACGAGCGAUGCCGAAGAACAAGGGAAAGGGAGGCAAAAACCGCCGACGCGGGAAGAACGACAAUGACGAGAACAAGCGCGAACUCGAUUUCAAAGAGGAGGGACAAGAGUACGCUCAGGUCGUGCGGAUGCUGGGCAAUGGCCGCUUGGAGGCGUAUUGCUUUGACGGCGUGACGCGUCUGGGCCACAUUCGCGGCAAGAUGCGCAAGAAAGUGUGGGUGGGCGCAGGAGACAUUAUCCUCGUGAGUCUGCGCGAGUACCAGGACGGCAAGGUGGAUAUUAUUCAUAAAUACAAUGCGGAUGAGGCCCGUAGUCUCAAGGCGUACGGGGAGCUGCCGGACAAUGCGCGUAUCAACGAGACGGCUGUGGACAUGGCCAUGGAAGGCGACGGCGAGGACGACAUUGGCUUUGACUUUGACGACAUUUAA
Molecule: messenger RNA, 639 nt
Organism: Peronospora matthiolae
Lineage: Eukaryota; Oomycota; Peronosporomycetes; Peronosporales; Peronosporaceae
Source: the annotation of a GenBank genome assembly